GAGUAAUUCCAGAGCUUCACUAAUCCCCCCCAAUCCAACCUCAUUCUCAAUUCUCAAUACUCUGGAACUUCUCACCCCAUACCUUUCAUCAUGGUAAGCUUCAGACACUCGAUCGCUUGAGGAUUACCCCAAACCAAGCUCCUAAAGCUGACCUAUUUAGACUUCCAUUGGGACGGGUUACGAUCUCACGAACUCAGUCUUCUCACCAGACGGACGGAACUUCCAGGUUGAAUAUGCAGUCAAGGCAGUAGAAAAUGGCGGUACAUCGAUCGGUAUCCGGUGCAAAGAUGGUGUUGUUCUUGCAGUUGAGAAGGUCAUCACCAGCAAACUGCUGAAGGCUGGAGCCAACAAGCGCAUUGCUACAAUCGACAGACAUAUGGGUGCAGUAUCCUCAGGUCUUGUACCAGAUGGCCGACACUUCGUUUCCCGCGCACGCGAUGAAGCAGCAAGCUGGCGAAAAACAUACAAGACCCCAAUCACAACUAAGGACCUCGCAAGCCGAAUGGGUGGUUAUCUCCAAGCCUAUACACUCUACUCCUCCGUUCGACCAUUUGGCGUCACCACGAUCGUUGCAGGCUGGGAUUCGGAGCUCGAGCUUCCUGUUGACGGACAAGUAGGCAGUGGCCCAUCGAUCGGUUCAGGAGGAAAGGUUGAGGGAAAGACAUAUGGUGGACCAGGUCUCUACAUGAUUGAGCCGAGUGGACAAUACUGGGGAUACUACGGUGCUGCUACAGGAAAGGGACGUCAAACCGCCAAGGCUGAGAUGGAGAAGCUAGAUCUGGCCGCAGGAAAGUUGAGCUUGUUGGAUGGUGUCAAGGAGGCUGCAAAGAUCAUCUACACCGCACAUGCCGAUAACAAAGAUAAGGAGUUCGAGUUGGAGAUGACCUGGAUCAGCAAUCUUGACGGGCCAACAAAGGGGAGACAUCAAGAGGUGCCAAAGGAGUUGCUGGAAGAGGCAGAGAGAUUAGCGAAGAAGUCGUUGGAAGAUGAAGAUGAUGAGGAGGAGACGAAGGAGGAUGAUAAGCCGGCGGAUGAAGAUAAGAUGGAGGAAUAGACGUGUAGGUGCCAAAAUCACCCUGUAUUAACACAUACCUUGGUUUGCUGGGCGCUGGGAGAAUAAAUGAAUGGUCACGCAGCAUUUGGGCUCGGCAUAUAAACUCCGAUGAACCUAGAUAUUUGCAUCUAACUGUUGAUUAUACUGUUGGUUUUGGUUUCCCACAAUGGUCUGAUCGGAGUGGAGAUACUAUUCCCGCCAAGUCAGGUACACCUGCAACUCCA
This is a messenger RNA of Cadophora gregata, 1278 nucleotides long. RefSeq lists its product as uncharacterized. The record is from RefSeq and is a predicted model, not a curated record. The transcript has 2 exons. Bases 377 to 1054 code for a protein of 225 amino acids. Gene Ontology annotation, cellular component: proteasome core complex; nucleus; proteasome core complex, alpha-subunit complex. NCBI's taxonomy places the organism in Eukaryota, Fungi, Ascomycota, Leotiomycetes, Helotiales, Ploettnerulaceae.